GGAAGCGCCGGCAGGCCCCGCCUCCCGUAGAAGAGGGCCUGCGCAGCUCUUCCGGGAGGCCGGCGGCGGCGGCCAGUACCGGGAGCCUCGGGCACCUCUCAGGGAGUGUCGGUGGGGAGGCCGGAGGCGCCACUGCCCGCGAGCCGAAAUGCCCAUCCAGCCUCCUAGCAAAGACACGGAAGAGAUGGAAGCAGAGGGUGAUUCAGCCGCCGAAAUGAAUGGGGAGGAGGAAGAGAGUGAGGAGGAACGGAGCGGCAGCCAGACUGAGUCAGAGGAGGAGAGCUCAGAGAUGGACGAUGAGGACUAUGAGCGGCGCCGCAGCGAGUGUGUCAGUGAGAUGUUGGACCUGGAGAAGCAGUUCUCGGAGCUAAAGGAGAAGUUGUUCAGGGAACGACUGAGUCAGCUGCGGUUGCGGUUGGAGGAAGUGGGGGCUGAGAGAGCCCCCGAAUACACAGAGCCUCUUGGGGGACUGCAGCGGAGCCUCAAGAUUCGCAUUCAGGUGGCAGGGAUCUACAAGGGCUUCUGUCUGGAUGUGAUCAGGAAUAAGUACGAGUGUGAGCUGCAGGGGGCCAAGCAGCACCUGGAGAGCGAGAAGCUGCUGCUCUAUGACACGCUGCAGGGGGAGCUGCAGGAGCGGAUCCAGAGGCUGGAGGAGGACCGGCAGAGCCUGGACCUCAGCUCUGAGUGGUGGGAUGACAAACUGCACGCCAGAGGCAGCUCGAAGUCCUGGGACUCCCUGCCGCCCAGCAAGAGGAAGAAGGCGCCUCUCGUUUCUGGCCCUUACAUCGUGUACAUGCUGCAGGAGAUCGACAUCCUGGAGGACUGGACAGCUAUCAAAAAGGCUAGAGCAGCUGUGUCCCCUCAGAAGAGAAAAUCAGAUGGACCAUGACCCCACUGUUCACAGCCAGGGGGUCCCUCAGAGCAGCUGGCACCAAACCCGGGAUUCACAUUUUCCUGCUGCGGAGAGGCCGACGGACACGCCCCUCCGGGUCUGCCCCGCCGGCCCUGCCCGGCCAGCCGGCACUGGCAUGGACUCCUCCUCUGCCUCCUUGAGGCCCGCACAGCUCUGGCCCUGGCGCUGACCUGGCCGGGAAGACCGUCACCUCACCUCCAUCCCUGAGCAGCCCGCUACCUCCCCUCCUGAAGAUCGCCCUCCUCAGUGCUCCCUGGCAAAGAAGUCCUAUGCUGCAGCAGCAUCUGUCCUGCUGACCUUGGACCCUGGCUCGCUGUGUGGGAACUCCGGGCCAGGAAUAUCUGGGGGGCCUGUGCAUUCUGGCUGGCGAGGUGAGGAGCCGGGCCCCCUGGUUUUCCCAGGGCAGUUCUCGGUAUCUGCCUCCCAGAUUUUGAGACUGCAAUUAAAGCCUUUCCUGGG
Messenger RNA from Propithecus coquereli (Coquerel's sifaka), 1372 nucleotides. It is a transcript of the gene BRMS1, whose product is annotated as breast cancer metastasis suppressor 1. Lineage: Eukaryota; Metazoa; Chordata; Mammalia; Primates; Indriidae. The transcript has 10 exons. The coding region runs from base 149 to 889 and encodes 246 amino acids. The record is from RefSeq and is a predicted model, not a curated record. Gene Ontology annotation, biological process: negative regulation of transcription by RNA polymerase II. Gene Ontology annotation, molecular function: histone deacetylase binding. Gene Ontology annotation, cellular component: Sin3-type complex.